AUGUUACCACCACCUCCAGACACUGAAAAUGAAGUCAAUAAUACCACUGUCACUGGACAGACGCCGGUCUCUGAAAAUCGGCUUCUUCAAUGGUUCAAUAGAUCUAUGGACGACAUUGCGAAGCCACCAACAAUUAGUCUUCAUGGAAUUCAAUGUUUUGGAUCAACAGCAUAUCAUGUAAUUACGGCUACUGGCGUUCAUUAUGAUUGUGGUUGUGUAAUAAAUUAUGAUGGUGCUCUUGUACAAUUUACAAAUCGAACACAUCCAAAUCCAUUAAAUCCUCCAGCAGUGUAUGUUGCCUAUUUCUCGACAUUCGGUGCUUUGGCUUGGCAUUUGUUAUUAUUUGAUGAAUCUGUUGCAAAUUUGUAUGGUCCUAUUUUAGCAAAACAUGCUAUUGAUUAUGAUAAAAAUGAUGGAAAAAUAGUCGGACGAAAUCUUCGAACAAAAGUUUGUCAUUUUGUUCGUGCCAGAAUUUUGUCAACAUUUCAUUGUUUAUCGAUUCGUUCAAAUCAAGACGAAGCAUGUAUUCUAUUCAAUCGUUGUUUCGAACGAAUGGCUUUUCUUACAUGUGAUCAGCUACAAAACUCAUGGAUUAAACCUAUUUAUACAACAUUAGUCGAUGUACUGAAAGCUGAACAAGAAUAUCAAAAUCAAAUAUUCUAUCCUGUUUAUCAGACACUAGCUGAACAUAAAAAAUAUGUAAAUAGUUUACAAUUAGAAUCACAACUUCAAACUAAUCUACAGGAUUAUAUAACUCGUAUGCCUAUCAUUAUUCGUUUUCUUCAUUUUAAAACUGAAUUAGGCAAUCCAAAUCAUUCGAAAAUGCCACUCAAUAUUUUACGUAAUUUUCUUAAUUCAACAGAUUUUCUUAAAAUGACAAAAAUUAUUUAUGAUUUAAGUCAAUUUUAUAUUCUGUUACAUUAUACAUAUGCACAACUAAUUGAACGUGAUGAAUUUUCAGAAAUAACAUUACGAGUAUUAUAUGAACGAGGACAGAAACGUUUCAAUACAACCUAUAAUUUUGAUAAUCGAAAUGAAUGUAAUAAUCAUAUGUUAAUCAUUGAAAAUGGUAUUAAAGCUGUUAAUCUUUAUCAUAAAUUUACUGAUGGUCUUAUUCAACCGGGUGCUUGUGAUGCAACACAACGAUUCUUCACUAUUGGACACGAUACACUAGUGUCUUAUUUGGUUACAACAGGAAAUAAUGAUGAAGGAGAUAUUAUUAUGCGAAUACUAAGAGUUUUUGUCGAUUAUCAUAAUAGUUUAUUAAUUUCGAUUGAAAAUGAAAUGGAUAAUGAGAAUUAUAACGGUCAUCACGUAUUAAAAACAUUAGUAAAAAAAAUUGUAUCAAAAGAAAUAUCUGUUCUACAAAUUGGACAUGAUAAUCAUAGUGUGAUAACAUUAGACGAUAAUGAUUUUUAUUGGAUCGAACAACUCUCUCAAGCUAGUCUGAAAUGUGACGAAGAAUAUUUUCCAACAUCCAGUACUCAACUUGAUUUUGACUUUCUUUAUGUUCAAUCCUAUAUUAUUCGAACAUAUUUGCUUCAUUGUCGUAUUAACUAUCGACAAAUUGAUCAAAAGUAUCAAUGUUAUGUACGACGAAAAACAAUCGAUGAAACAACAACUUCAGAUAUGGAUAAAAUUGAUCUCAAUGAAAUUUAUUCUGUUUUACUUAGUCAUGAUCAACUUGAAACUGAAUGGAAUUUUUUAAAAGAAAUGUCAUUGGACAAACUUUAUGAAGGUCGAAAUCUUCUAAGACAAAUUACUAUAACAUUACAACAUUAUUCAGAUGAUUUAUCUCAAAAAUAUCUUUAUGAAUUCGUUCGAAUUAUCGAUAAUGAAAAUAAUCUACUUGAACAAGUGAAACGAUGUCAAAUAAAAAAUUUUCAAUUAUGUUAUAUUACUAAUGUACGUGAUCUAUAUGAAAAAUCUAUGAAUGACUUUCAAUAUUUGUUCACUGAUGUAUCACAUUUACUUCGAAUUCCUCUCGAUAAAGAAUUAAGUUUUGAAUUGAAUCAAAUAUUAAAAACAGAACUAAUCGAUAUUGAAUAUCAAGAUCAAAUCGAUAAAUUACAAGUAGAUAUACAAAUGAUUACAGAUUUUUUGAAUGUCUUGCAGAAAAAUGAAUCAAUUCUUCUACAUCAAUCAACACAAUCACUAAAAGAAACAUGUGAAAUUUUAAUGAUUGAAAGUCGAAUUCUAUCAUUAUUACCAGUAGCAAUCAAAUGUGAAAAUUAUGUUUCACUUACUAUUCAAUUAAUUCAAGUACGAUCUAUUUUACAAGAGCGAACAAUCACAAUUUCAGAAAUAGAAACAAACAUAUGGAAAGAAGAUUUUGAUACUGAUAUCAAUCAAAACCCAUGGAGUAAAAUAUUGAAGGAAACGGACCGCGUAACGCGUUUUCGAGAUUGUAGCAUGCGUUUCGCAACGUUUUUUCAAUACAGGACGCGUUUCGCAGCAUUCUCACUUACAUAA
Messenger RNA from Rotaria sp. Silwood1, 2472 nucleotides. Lineage: Eukaryota; Metazoa; Rotifera; Eurotatoria; Philodinida; Philodinidae. The record is from the annotation of a GenBank genome assembly.